AUGGUCGAUAGAUAUCCAUAUGGAGACACACUGUCUGUUUCCGAUUUUAACUUGAUAUCCCACCCACCUUCAUUCAGUCAUUCUACUUCAAGCUUAGCAGCGCCUGCAUCCUCUGAUACACUGAGGGAAAAGACCCCCCGUAUUGGCAACCAUUACCUUAGCCAAGACAGUCAAGAGUAUUUAGGACAAUCCUAUCUUCAAUCCAAUUCUCCUUACCAUCUUUCCUCAAAAAAUCGUACAUAUGCUACCAUGGAUCCGCUGCAUCGCCCAGACAUGCUAAAUCCUUGUUUGACGUCGAAUCAGUACAGAACUACGGCUUUUCAGUCGCGAAACAGUCCAGGAGACUUCCUGGCACCGCCGCCUGAACAAGACUCGCCCUUUCUCGGAGCCACUUCAAAUAACCCAUUGUACAUAUCCCACAGUCAACGGUAUCGCCAUCAGAUUUCGAAUCACCUAGAUAGUACUCAUCAACUAUUUGCACCAUCCAUAUUCGGCUCACUUAGCAGAUCACACUGCUCUGAUGAUGUAUUUGGCAAGAGCGAAGAGGAAUACUCUCCAACUCCAAGGGAAUCGAAGAGAAAGACGGAGUUGCGGCCACCUACUGAAAUAAAAGAGGAGUCGGAAUUGACUGGAAAUCCGUGGGCCGAUAAUGAAAUGGGUGUGGAUUGUGGUAUACUGGAUGGUUCAAAAAUUGACAUUAACAAAGAGGACGCAGUUGUCUCUUGA
Molecule: messenger RNA, 726 nt
Organism: [Torrubiella] hemipterigena
Lineage: Eukaryota; Fungi; Ascomycota; Sordariomycetes; Hypocreales; Clavicipitaceae
Source: the annotation of a GenBank genome assembly